Messenger RNA from Trypanosoma theileri, 1011 nucleotides. RefSeq lists its product as uncharacterized. The record is from RefSeq and is a predicted model, not a curated record. Lineage: Eukaryota; Euglenozoa; Kinetoplastea; Trypanosomatida; Trypanosomatidae. The transcript has a single exon. Bases 1 to 1011 code for a protein of 336 amino acids.
AUGGCCGGAGAAGGUUCGGAAUCUUCUAAGGUGUUAAAGGAAGGAGACCCAACUGCGCAACAUACUUUUUCAGUUGAUGCUGCACCAUUUGAACCUAAUGUAAGUGCUCCACUGUUUAUGCCAGAAAAAUGGCAAUAUUCUUCUUCUACAGUUCAAGAACAGUCGGCUCCCCCAGGUAUAAAUCAAUCUUGGACAUAUUCACCACAGUACUACGAUAUGAUGAUGAGAAUGAAUCUACCAGCUAUGGUACACGCCAAUGCCUUGCUUAGCAGUGGAUUAAGAAGGUACAGUGGAACACCCAUUGUUAGGGCAUCUAGUCCUGUUAAAAAAAACAAUAAUUCAAGUGAAGCUAUGAAACGAAUGGAAAAAGGUAGUUUAUCAGUUUAUGCAAAACCUUGGUCUCCGACUCCUGAAGGAGGACUUACUCAAGGGGAAAAUGACGCUUAUUGUCAUCUUAAAAAGGAGUGGGUGAAAGUUUCUUAUAGGGGUGAAAUGGUUGUGGCUCCUCUUGCCUUUAUGGAAACGAAUAAUAUCUUUGUCCAUUCUUUUACUCUUCGACCACUUGAAAAACCUGGAGUUCAGUUCCAAAUUUUUAAUUAUUUAUGUGGACGUUGUACAACGCGAUCAUUUUUUGGGAGGCUAUCUUGUAGGAAUGCAGAUGUCACACUUAAAGGUAUUGCAGGAGAUAUACCUCCAUUACGCAUUGCGCAUUUAAUUGAACAAGUAACAGGAGUAGUUGUUUCUGCAUUAUUUACUGAAGGUGAUUAUACCGAGUAUGAACUAUGGUUGGAAAAACCUGAAAAAGCCACUCAUGUUGUAAAUACAGUUUCUGGUGCUUUAUGGAGUUGUCCAAUGUUUCAUGGUUAUGCUGUUCAUGCAAAAACAGAUGAAGACAAAAAAUUUUUAAAUGAAUACAUCACAAGUAUCAAGAACAUUUUCCCAGAACCAUCUCCUUAUCCCAUGUGCUGUGUUGAGGCUUUUGGAUCAUCUUGUGAGACAGUAAAAGCGUGA